AUGCUAAUCACUUUUGUUUUAGAUAUUAAUGAAUAUGAUGGCGGUGGCUGUGAACAAACAUGUAAUAAUUUAAUGGGUUCUUUGAAAUAUAUUUGUGAUCCAGGAAAUAUAUUAGAUUUAAAAAUGCACUUAUGGCAGGUUGGGAUCAUAUCUUGGCAUUGUUUUCAUUUAGUAAUUUUAAGAUUAAAGAAAAUAAUAGUUUUACACCAAACACAUAUCAAAUCACCAAUAAAAGAAUUUAUAGAAUUUAAACCAUCAUCCUCUUCUAGCUCUGACAACGAAAAACUCUCUAAAAUUAUAUCUGGCCAAUUUAAUUUUUUUAAAAAUCAAUAUAAAUUAUUAAUUGUAAUAGAAGAUACAAUCACAAUUGUGCAAUAUCAGCAAAAAUCAAACAAGACAUUCGAAAAGGUAAUGGGUUUGCCAAUAAUAGAUGAUAACUGUCCUGCUUCCAAGCUCCAGUUCAACGUUCAUGAAUUAUACUAUUAUUAG
Messenger RNA from Dictyostelium purpureum, 489 nucleotides. RefSeq lists its product as uncharacterized. The coding region runs from base 1 to 489 and encodes 162 amino acids. The record is from RefSeq and is a predicted model, not a curated record. NCBI's taxonomy places the organism in Eukaryota, Evosea, Eumycetozoa, Dictyosteliales, Dictyosteliaceae. The transcript is spliced from 3 exons.